AAACCAUCAUUUUCUUUUUAAAGAUAAUUUCUCUACUCAAAGUAGACCAGAGUAUUCGAACUAUCACCGUUUAUGUGGCUUACUGCGUAUUAGCAGUUAACCUACUGAUUAGAAGUGGAAACAAGUUGAAUUACAGCAACAAUGGGAAGUUCAAGCAGUAAAACAGUUACAACAGACCGCUACGUAAGGGAGGUCCGACAAGUUCGCACGGGAAUGUCUGAUCGAGAUAGAAGGCUUUAUAAUUUCGCAAGAAUCAAAAUUGUGGAAGAAAAUUUAGAUGAUGCGCAGAUCACUGUCGGGUUCCAAGACCAGGAAGCUAUUGUUUUAACAGCAACAUAUAAUCCUUCUGCUAAGGUCUACAUCGGGUACAACAUUUACGGUCAUCCAGAAAUGUUCUGGCAGAAACGUGGUUUUUGGAGGUCCGUGAAGUCGUUCUUCGUUGAUUGUUUCAGAAGUUUGAAAGGCGCACUAUUAGAUGCAUUGGCUAUCGGAGCGUCAGCAGCCAUGAAAUCUAUCGGAUAUUACUAAUCUGUAUGAAUACGGUCCAAUAUGAACUAUAAUUAAAGAUUAGUUUCCAUAAAUA
This is a messenger RNA of Mercenaria mercenaria, 583 nucleotides long. RefSeq lists its product as uncharacterized. The transcript has 3 exons. The record is from RefSeq and is a predicted model, not a curated record. Bases 142 to 528 code for a protein of 128 amino acids. Lineage: Eukaryota; Metazoa; Mollusca; Bivalvia; Venerida; Veneridae.